GCAAAGAGCGAUGGCAAUCCUUAACGCUACACUCCACGAAUAAGACCAACCACACCACGCCGCGUUACCGCCGCCCGCGGUACGCCUAUGCCACCGUCCUCCACUCGUUGGAAGCCUACGUGUGCGGCGCCAUCGUCUUGGCGCAAAGCAUUCGCCGCACCAACUCCACCAAAGACCUCGUCCUCCUCGCCGACACCUCCUCCCUCUCCCUGUCCUCCCUCCAUGCCCUCCGCUCCGCCGGCUGGGACGUGCUCCCCAUCCACCGCAUCCACAGCCCCUUCGCCGCCAAGGGAGCCUACAACGAGUGGAACUACAGCAAGCUCCGAAUCUUCCAGCUCACCGAAUACGACAAGAUCAUCUUCAUCGACUCUGACCUUGUCGUCCUCAAUAACCUCGACCGCCUCUUCAUCUACCCGCCUCUCUCCGCCGCUGCCAACGACAAGUUCAUGUUCAACUCUGGUGUGAUGGUCAUUGAGCCGUCCCUGUGCUUGUUCGAAACCCUAAUGAGGUUGAGCUUCAAACUGGAGUCUUACAAUGGCGGCGAUCAAGGGUUUCUCAACGAGGUCUUCACGUGGUGGCACCGCCUUCCGAAGCGGAUUAAUACUCUAAAAAUCUUUCGGAGAUAUCGAAACGGUAAAAUUGAAAAUGAUCAUGAUCAUCUAAUUCCUGAGGAAGUUGAUGCGAUUCACUAUCUAGGGUUGAAGCCGUGGAUGUGUUACAAGGAUUAUGACUGCAAUUGGGACAAGGCGGAUCACCGGAUUUUCGCGAGCGAUGCGGCGCACCGGCGGUGGUGGGAAGUCUAUGACGGGAUGCCGGAGGAGCUGCAGGCGCAUUGCGGGCUGACGAGGAAGAUGGACGCGAGGAUAAAGAAGUGGAGAGGGAUUGCCAGGAAGGAGAAAUUGCAUGGUGGGCGUUGGAAGGUCAAGGUUAAGGACCCCAGACAGCACCAUUAUAUAGGAGGAUCAUGAGAGUAAUAUAUGCACAUAUAUAUAUAUAUAUAUAUUGUUGAGGGUGUUUGUAUCAAUGGACAAAUUAAUUUAAGCUUUUUGGAAGGA
Molecule: messenger RNA, 1055 nt
Organism: Morus notabilis
Lineage: Eukaryota; Viridiplantae; Streptophyta; Magnoliopsida; Rosales; Moraceae
Product: putative UDP-glucuronate:xylan alpha-glucuronosyltransferase 4
Exons: 1
Biological process (GO): xylan biosynthetic process
Molecular function (GO): glycosyltransferase activity
Source: RefSeq, a predicted model, not a curated record